AUGGAUGGGCUGGUUCAUUUAUUGGUUUCGAUGGAGGUUGUGUCUGGCGAGGACAUAUGGAAGUGGAUGCUCGAUAUGGAUGGGGUGUUCUUAGUACGCAGUGCAAGAACUACGCUGCAAAGCCUGAGUGUUACGGAUAGUGGAUUCAGUCGUGGUCGUGGUAGUCGUGGUCGUGGUAGUCGUGGUCGUGGUAGUGGUGGUCGUGGUAGUGGUGGUCGUGGUAGUGGUGGUCGUGGUAGUGGUGGUCGUGGUAGUGGUGGUCGUGGUAGUGGUGGUCGUGGUAGUGGUGGUCGUGGUAGUGGUGGUCGUGGUAGUGGUGGUCGUGGUAGUGGUGGUCGUGGUAGUGGUGGUCGUGGUAGUGGUGGUCGUGGUAGUGGUGGUCGUGGUAGUGGUGGUCGUGGUAGUGGUGGUCGUGGUAGUGGUGGUCGUGGUAGUGGUGGUCGUGGUAGUGGUGGUCGUGGUAGUGGUGGUCGUGGUAGUGGUGGUCGUGGUAGUGGUGGUCGUGGUAGUGGUGGUCGUGGUAGUGGUGGUGGUGGUAGUGGUAGUGGUAGUGAUAUGAUGGGCAACACGAAAUUUGAUUUGGUUAAUAUGCACGUGUGCAUAGUUUGCAAUAAUAGUUUAACAAGGUGUUUCUUUGGUGUGAUAUACAGUUAUGCGAACGUGUAUUUCAUCUCGGAAUAUGUUAAUAAGAUCAUCGAUGGAAAAAAAUACAUGGAUUAA
This is a messenger RNA of Helianthus annuus (common sunflower), 720 nucleotides long. RefSeq names its product acanthoscurrin-2-like. The transcript has 6 exons. The coding region runs from base 1 to 720 and encodes 239 amino acids. The record is from RefSeq and is a predicted model, not a curated record. NCBI's taxonomy places the organism in Eukaryota, Viridiplantae, Streptophyta, Magnoliopsida, Asterales, Asteraceae.